GGAGCGCUCCCCAGGCAGGGCGGGACGGUGCCUUGUUUCCCUCCCGGAUGUCCCCGGCCUCAGGCGCGGGAGGGCGGCGGGGCCCCCUCCGAGGGCUGGGUGCGCUGCCCGGCAGUGUGUUCGCCUCAGCUCUGAGGCCGGCGCCGCUCCAGCGGUGUCCCGGGUGGGUGUCGGUGGCCAGAUUCUGUCCGCUGCUCUGCUCGCUCGUCCUUCGGGAAGAGGCCGUGGCUGUGGGAUUUUCAGUUCUUCACAGUGCUGAAAAAUGUCAGGUUUUCUUGAGAGCUUGAGGUGCUCGGAGUGUGUGGACUGGGGAGAGAAACGAAACACGAUCGCUUCUGUUGCUGCGGGAGUGCUGUUUUUUACAGGUUGGUGGAUAAUCAUAGAUGCAGCUGUAAAAUACCCUAAAGUGGAAGACUUCAACCAUUCAUACCAUGCUUGUGGGGUUAUAGCCACAAUUGCAUUCCUAAUGAUCAACGCGGUGUCUAAUGGACAAGUGCGGGGUGACAGUUACAGUGAAGGCUGUCUAGGACAAACAGGUGCUCGGAUCUGGCUGUUCAUCGGUUUUAUGAUGGCUUUUGGAUCUCUGAUUGCUUCCAUGUGGAUCCUUUUUGGAGGCUACGUUGUUAAAGAAAAACCAGUAGUAUACCCAGGAAUAGCUGUGUUUUUCCAGAAUGCGUUCAUCUUUUUUGGAGGACUGGUCUUCAAAUUUGGUCGCACGGAAGAUUUGUGGCAAUGAACAUGCCUGUGGAAGUGCAUCGGCCAGGCUGGUUUUUUAACUGCACGCUCCCUGGAUUUUGUAAAACCAUUUUGUAAACGGUGAUCUUCAAUAGUGUCUAACGAUAAAACAAGGAAAACUUAAAUCAUAGCACUAAAACUUCUGGUUCUAUUCUGUUUAAUUUUUUUACUCUUGUUAUGUUGAUUUAAAUGUUGUCAUGUUUUUGACAAAUGUAAAAUGGCUACAAGUAACAAUGGAAGUGACUUUUAUGAUACAGUGUUUCGCUGUAAGUAAACAGUAUAGUGGAAAAUGGGUAUAUUUAACCAGCUGUUUCUAUGAUGUUAUUUACAAUCCAAGACUUACUAAAAAUGCUUUAAAGCAACUUUUUAACAUAUAUUUAUUAAAUAUUUCCUAUAUCUGGACAAUAUAGCCAUUUCUUCAAUUUCAAAA
This is a messenger RNA of Grus americana (Whooping crane), 1165 nucleotides long. RefSeq names its product transmembrane protein 50A (gene TMEM50A). Gene Ontology annotation, biological process: protein targeting to vacuole; late endosome to vacuole transport via multivesicular body sorting pathway. NCBI's taxonomy places the organism in Eukaryota, Metazoa, Chordata, Aves, Gruiformes, Gruidae. The coding region runs from base 263 to 736 and encodes 157 amino acids. The record is from RefSeq and is a predicted model, not a curated record. The transcript is spliced from 7 exons.